Molecule: messenger RNA, 2611 nt
Organism: Notolabrus celidotus (New Zealand spotty)
Lineage: Eukaryota; Metazoa; Chordata; Actinopteri; Labriformes; Labridae
Gene: lin9
Product: lin-9 DREAM MuvB core complex component
Exons: 16
Coding region: 230-1726 (498 amino acids)
Biological process (GO): DNA-templated transcription; regulation of cell cycle; regulation of transcription by RNA polymerase II
Cellular component (GO): transcription repressor complex; nucleoplasm
Molecular function (GO): DNA binding
Source: RefSeq, a predicted model, not a curated record
UAAUAACCAGUGACACGCUUCUAUCUUUUCCCCCGUGUAACCGGAUCCCUCAGUUUGGGGGUUAAGGCCUAACUCACUGCGACAGCCAACUUCAUUUAACCCACCAGGCUGCUGCUCCUCGGCAGAGGCACUUGUCAGUCUAAAAGAGGGGAGUUUGUCCAACACUAUAAAUGAAAAGAACAACUUCCCAAGAGCUCACAACACCAGGGGACGGCACUCCUCCCUAACAAUGGACACGCCCACACGGAGCUCAAAGAGGAGCCGUUUGUUUCGGGAAGAGGAUGAUUCCCCUCAACAGCGUGUCCCCUCCAGGUCCCCUCGGAGGAGCCAGAGGGUCAGCACCACACCUCAGAAAUUUUCCAAUGUGGUAACACCUGAUAAGAAGGCCUCCCAGAAGAUCGGGCUGAGAUUAAGAAACCUCCUUAAACUACCCAAAGCUCACAAAUGGUGCAUCUAUGAAUGGUUCUAUUCCAACAUUGACAGACCUCUUUUUGAGGGUGACAAUGAAUUCUGCCUGUGUCUCAAGGAGUCUUUCCCCAACCUGAAAACAAGAAAGUUGACACGGGUUGAGUGGGGAACGAUAAGAAGACUGAUGGGGAAACCCAGACGAUGUUCCUCUGCAUUCUUUGACGAGGAGCGGACAGCGCUGAGACAGAAGAGGCAGAAAAUGCGCCUGCUGCAGCAAAGGAAAUUGUCUGACGUGUCAAACUGCAAAGACCUUCCAGAAGAAAUCCCCCUGCCGCUCAUCAUAGGAACCAAAGUCACUGCUCGACUCCGAGGCGUCCAUGAUGGUUUAUUCACAGGGCAGAUUGAUGCAGUGGACACCAGCGCUGCCACCUAUCGUGUCACCUUUGACCGCAGUGGCCUGGGAACACACACUGUGCCUGACUACGAAGUCCUGAGCAAUGAGCCCAAUGAGACCAUGCCCAUUACAGCCUUUGCCCAGAAGCAUCGGGCGUCUCGCUACCUACAGAACCUCACGACCCCGCCCAGAGGGCCUUACCCGUCCGCUACCACUCCUGUCCUCAUGGACAAUGACCCUCUCAUAAACCAAUCACCAUGGAGGAACAAACUGCCCGGAGCUGAGGGAGACACUCUGGGAGGAUUUCCUGUCAAGUUCCUUGUCCAAGUGACACGGCUGUCCAAGAUCCUCAUGAUCAAAAAAGAGCACAUCAAGCACUUGAAAGAAAUGAACACAGAGGCUGAGAAACUGAAGUCGUACUCGAUGCCUAUUGACCUAGACUUUCAGAAACGCUAUGCCACCACGGUGCUUGAGCUCGAACAGCUCAAUAAAGAUCUCAACAAGGUGCUUCAUGAAGUUCAGCAGUUCUGCUGUGAGCUUGCUCCCGAUCAGGGCAUGGUUCCAGCCGACCAUCCCACAGAGCUGCGGCGGCGCUGUGAAGACGAGGCCCAGCAGAUGGUGCAGCUGAGCAGCUCACUGAAGGAGGGACAGCAGACGGUGACAAACCCCAGCCUCACGCACCUCAUCUCCCGCCUCACUGCACUGCUGCUACAGAUCAAGUGUCUGGCAGAUGGAGGAGACCUUAAUUCAUUUGAGUUUAAAUCUCUGACAGACUCUCUGAAUGACAUCAAGGCAUCAAUCGACCCCUCCAACCUCAGUUGCUUCCAGAAUAAUGUGGAGAUCCACGUUGCACACAUCCAGAGCGGCCUUAGUCAGCUCGGCAACCUGCAUGCAUUCGCAGCCAACAACACCAACGCAGUCUGAGCACCUGCAUCAUCCACACACACACACACAGACACACACAGGUGCAUGCACACACAGAAAUGUGAGGUGUUCUUGAGAUGGUGCUUUCACCAGAACUGCAAACAAAAGCUCAUGUGGAUGUUGAGGACUACUGCAGAUUCUACCGGAGCUUUGUGCUGACUGGAGGUUGCAGAAGUAUUUUACCCACCCGUUUUAUUGUACGAAAAUGUUUGUGCACCCAAUCAAACACAAACCCUGAAAGAGUCUUUAAAUAUUGCCACAAAUCCACAUUUUCAAACCCCUCCAGGUUAUUUAAUGGUUUCACGUGCCAAACAUUUAUUCUUACAGUUUUUAUAGUCCAUAUUUAUUUAUUUUUGAGUAGGUGUGUAUGGUUCUGAAACAAUAUUUUCCUACCUGUAAAGUGUACCCCUGUAAGUGUAUUGUUCUGUUGCUCCACUGACAGUAAGCACAGGGAGGCUAAAGAAUGUUUUAUAAAAAUUGUGUAUUGUAGAUAAUUGUACAAUAUCUCUGAUUAUUAGGACUAUCGUCAACAUUUCUGCUGUGUAUUCAGAAAUGGCUUUUGUAAUUUUGUGUGCACUGAAAAGAGAUUUUGGUAUUUUUAUAAAGGCAAACUGGUUUUGAUGCCUUUUACUCCCUGAGAAUAUUCAAGCUUUUCCAUAUUUGGCAUGGCUGUUGCUGCAAACUCUCCCCCACAUCACACACACACACACACACACACACACACACACUAAGCCUGCAUCAUUCUUCACGUUCAACCCAGCAGUUUUUUUGUUCAGAGAGAAUCUCCUUUUUCAGUUUUGUAAAGUUGUAUAUGAGAGAGCCUCAGGGCGAUUGUAUAUAAAUGUUUCUGUCUUUUUAUAUUAAACAUAAUAUUGCAAAGCAGGA